AUGGUCGAAAAGCAUCAACCUGACGGAACGAGUGCUUCCAUCAGCAGCGUCAAAGCACAUGAAGCAGGCGACCAACAUGUCGUAUUCGACAAUGAGAAAAUAGCGGUCGAAAACAGCCACACUUAUGAUCUCGAAGAGAAUGGACGAACGAUACACGGUGCCAAACGUGGCCUGAAUGCUCGACACAUUCAAAUGAUUUCGCUUGGCGGUGCCAUUGGCACUGGUCUUUUUCUGACAUCGGGUGGAAAUAUAGCCACGGCUGGUCCCGCUGGUGCCCUUAUUGCUUAUUGUGUCAUUGGUAUCAUGGUAUACUGCGUCAUUACCUCACUCGGUGAAAUGGCAACCUUUAUUCCUGUAUCCGGUUCGUUCAAUCAUUUUGCAACUCGAUUUGUUGAUCCUGCUCUUGGUUUUGCUCUUGGUUGGAAUUAUUGGUUCUCGGCUGUAACUCUUGCAACAGAACUAUCGGCCGCAGCCACAAUCAUCAAUUGGUGGAGCCCUGUGAUGCCCGAUGCAGCAUGGUGUACCAUUUUCCUUCUUGUUCUCAUCGCCAUUAACCUCGUUGGUGUUCGCAUCUAUGGUGAAAUCGAAUACUGGUUCGCAUUGAUCAAGAUUUUGAUUGUCAUUGUCUUUAUCAUCAUCGCCAUUUGUGUAGCAGCUGGUGGUCUUGGUGACGAAACUCUUGGUUUCAAGUACUGGAAAGAUCCAGGCGCAUUCGUCAAUGGUGGUUUGGGUUUUGUCAGCGUGCUCCUUACUGCUGGUUUCUCUUUCCAAGGUACCGAAAUUGUUGGUAUCACUGCCGGUGAAGCCAAGAACCCCACAAAGACUGUACCUCGUGCCAUUCGCAAUACUUUUUGGCGUAUCAUCAUCUUCUAUAUCGUGACCAUCUUUUUACUUGGCUUGUGUCUUCCCAGCAAUGACCCAAAUCUCGAAAACGAUGAGGAAAACGCCGCAACCGCUUCUUUCACCCUCGUUUUCCAGAAGGCUGGCAUCGAUGUGGCGGCUCAUGCUGUUGUAUUGUCAAGCGUCUUGUCAGCAGGGAACUCCGAUAUCUACACUUGCUCUCGUACACUAUUGGGUCUCGCGCAUGAUGGCAAUGCUCCCAAGUUCUUUUCCAAGACCAACCGAUUUGGCUCCCCUUAUUGGGCCGUGCUAUUCUCAUCAUCCAUCGGUUUCAUUUGUGUAUUUGCUGCCAUUUACAGUGCCACUGAAGCCUUCAACUGGUUCUUAAACAUCACCGCUGUUACUGGUUUCAUCAGCUGGUGGGGCAUUGUGUUGAUCCAUUUGCGAUUCCGACGUGCAUACAAGCGACAAGGUCGUAGCUUGGCUGAUUUGCCAUACAAGGCAUUUGGAUUUCCUAUUGCACCCUUGUUCGCCUUGUUGUUCUGUUCAUUUGUCAUUUUGGGCCAAGGCUAUGAAUCCUUUACACCAACCUUUGAUGGCGUGGCAUUUGUGAGCAGCUACAUUGGUAUCUUGCCAGCCAUUCUUUGUUAUAUAAUCUACAAGGUCGUUCGUCGUACACGACUUGUGCCCCUCGAUGAAGUUGACUUUGAACGUGGACAUGUCACUCGUUUCGAGAUUGAGCAAGAAGCUGCUGAGGAGAAGAACAUGCCAUGGUACAAGAAGGUUAUCGAGGCAGUUGCAUAG
Molecule: messenger RNA, 1644 nt
Organism: Lichtheimia ornata
Lineage: Eukaryota; Fungi; Mucoromycota; Mucoromycetes; Mucorales; Lichtheimiaceae
Exons: 16
Coding region: 1-1644 (547 amino acids)
Biological process (GO): amino acid transmembrane transport
Cellular component (GO): membrane
Molecular function (GO): amino acid transmembrane transporter activity
Source: RefSeq, a predicted model, not a curated record